Molecule: messenger RNA, 418 nt
Organism: Cucurbitaria berberidis CBS 394.84
Lineage: Eukaryota; Fungi; Ascomycota; Dothideomycetes; Pleosporales; Cucurbitariaceae
Exons: 1
Coding region: 80-310 (76 amino acids)
Source: RefSeq, a predicted model, not a curated record
CAUUCGAGGGUUCAGAGGAUCAAGCCAGGCGUUGUAGGGGGAAGUCAACGUACUCCAUGAAUGCAUUUGCCAUGACAGAAUGCCUGAGGGGCAUUCGAGCUCUAAAGCAACUUUUGUAGUUGUUUUGCUACUCUCUAAGCAUCAUCUGCGACUGGCGAUGGCGAGGAGGGGGGUGCAGAACGGAGGUGUCGAAGGGGGGCCCAGAUAUCUUUGGUUCGCGACGCCCCGACCUGGCUGUGCCGCAAUACUGCUUUUUCAAGUAAGAGAUUCCACUUUCUUGGGUAGACGUAACUUGCACAGUUGUGAAUGAUACGAGGGAUUUGUGAGACUGGAUUACCUCUAUGGAAGACAGGAUUGAGAUACUGUUGGUGGUUGUGCGCUGUGUAGAGGAAUCAGAAUACACAAGGAUCUCUAGUGG